Thlaspi arvense is the source of this 684-nucleotide messenger RNA. Lineage: Eukaryota; Viridiplantae; Streptophyta; Magnoliopsida; Brassicales; Brassicaceae. The record is from the annotation of a GenBank genome assembly.
AUGCCCCUUUGCUAUUCCAAAGUAGAGCAAAUCACUGCUGAAGAUCUGGUUGAGCUUUCUGAAAUUGAGAAACAUAACCUGGGCCAGAUUCACCGUCAGGGUUCCAUGUUAGAUGUUGAUAAUAGCCCACAAUCUCUGCUAGCAUUCAGUGGACAUGACAACAUCCAUGGUUUAUAUGACUUUUUACUAAACUAUAGAUUUAACAUAACAUCAUUGUCUGGCGUGGAUGUUCCGGUUCUAUAUUCUCCGGUUCCAUUUCAGAAUGCUGCCCUUUCUUCUCCAGAGGUUAAAUGCAAGGCUAUGAAAACAGCUGAUAAUAUAUGUUAUCCUGUAAAGGAUGUCAAUGCGCAAGAUGUUCCUAAUCAGAGUUCAUUGGCUGGCUUUGGUUAUGGCAUUGAAAUCAAGGAUGCAUAUCUUCCUCCGUGGGUUGUCUGUAGUGUUUGUGAAGCUCUGGACUCUGAGGGCAUUAGCUUUGAGGCAAGGGCUUCUUGUAGGUCUUGGGGCUUGGUGCAGACUGGGCUUAGGAAUAAGGAGACUUGGAAUUAUCCUAGCACUAUGUGGCCCAGUAGACCAUGCUUUUACUUGUUUAACUGCACUUUGGGAUCAAAGAUGCAUGGUUACGGGAAACUAUUGUCAUCAGUGGAUGUAAUUGACAGUGUGAGAUUGUUAUGCUGUGGGAAGUAA